AUGAAGCUAGCAGUAUUCAGCGCCAAGGCCUACGAUCGCACCUAUCUAGAGCAGGUACGCGAUGCACGAUUCCCAGACCUAUGCAAGAUCGACUUCCACGCCUUCUCCCUCUCCCAAGAAACUGUCCCACUAGCACGCGGCUGCGACGCCAUCUGCGUCUUCGUGAACGACACACUCGACGAAGCCGUGCUGCGCGCCCUGCAUGCUUACGGCGUGCGUGCGAUCCUGCUUCGCUGCGCAGGGUUCAAUCACGUCCAUCUGCCCACGGCGGAAGCGCUAGGCCUGUUCGUGGCGAAUGUCCCGGCCUACUCGCCCGAGGCGGUGGCGGAGUUUGCUGUGGCGUUGAUUCAGACGCUGAACCGGAAGACGCACCGGGCGUAUAAUCGGGUGAGGGAGGGGAAUUUCAAUAUCGAGGGUUUGCUGGGGAAUACGCUGCAUGGGAAGACGGUGGGGAUUGUGGGUGUUGGGCGGAUCGGGUUGGCUGCCGCGCGGAUCUUUAACGGGUUUGGAUGCCGGUUGUUGGCGUAUGAUCCUUUUGCCGGGGAGGAGUUCCGCCAGUAUGGCACUUUGGUUGAACUGGAUGAGUUGUUGAGGGAGAGUCAUAUUGUUAGCUUGCAUUGUCCGCUGACGGAGGGGACGAAGCAUCUCAUUAAUGAGGAGACCCUGGGGAAGAUCAGGCCUGGGUCUUUGUUGGUGAAUACGUCUAGGGGUGGGCUCAUUGAUACUACGGCUGUGAUUCAGGCGCUGAAGACGAAGCAGCUCGGUGGGUUGGCCUUGGAUGUGUAUGAGGCUGAAGGAGAGCUGUUCUACAAUGACCACUCCGGCGAGAUUAUCGAGGACGAUGUGUUGAUGCGGUUGAUGACUUUUCACAAUGUGCUGAUCUGUGGUCAUCAGGGUUUCUUUACUCGGGAGGCCCUGGAGGAGAUCUCUGGGGUGACAUUGAGCAACCUCUCUGAUUUCGUUUCGGGUCUCUCGUGCAAGAACUCCUUGGUGACCGAGGGCCAUGUCCUGGCCCGUCGGGACACAGAGCCAGUCAGGCUGUGA
Messenger RNA from Penicillium salamii, 1044 nucleotides. Lineage: Eukaryota; Fungi; Ascomycota; Eurotiomycetes; Eurotiales; Aspergillaceae. The record is from the annotation of a GenBank genome assembly.